AUGUUACCGAAAGGAGUCAUUCUACUUUGGGCUGGCGAUUCAUAUGAUAUUCCUGAUGGAUGGAUUGUUUGCGAUGGUACGCAAGGAACUCCGGAUUUACGUGAUAAAUUUGUUAUUGGCUCAGGUAGCAACGCUAACCAUGGCUACGGCACCACUGGUGGCCAUGCGAAAGUUACACCAACAAUUACUGUACAAGAGCACGUCUUAACAACAUCCGAAAUGCCUAGUCACAAUCACGGUGGUGUUACUAGCAUUGAAGAUAAUACAGCGAUAUACUACGAUAUACAAGGAAGCUAUAAAGAUACCAGAGCACUUACUGCAGAUGGUCGAUUCUUCAGUACAAAGCAUCUUAAUGGAGGAGACGGUCUUCAACAUACACAUAAGAUUUCAAAUGAAGGCGAUAAUCAAGGUCACUCACAUAUGGCAAAAUCAUCAGAAAUUGACUUACAUCCACCGUUUCAUGCUCUAUUCUAUAUUAUGAAGUUGUAG
Messenger RNA from Rotaria sp. Silwood2, 489 nucleotides. The record is from the annotation of a GenBank genome assembly. NCBI's taxonomy places the organism in Eukaryota, Metazoa, Rotifera, Eurotatoria, Philodinida, Philodinidae.